AUGCCCCUGCUGUCGACCUCGAUGCCGCGGCUGCACCCGCUGCUGCUGCUGUGCAGCGUGGCCGCGCUCGCACUAGCCUACGUCAUGCUCAUUGCGAACCGGCCGUCACCGCCCGACUGGAAGAAGGAACAGGACCCUCACCUCACAGGCUUCCCGUCGUGGUUUGGCGGACGGGACUCGGUGUCGCCGUACGAGGAGCCUCGACAGGCGUUUGUCGGCUCGCCAGAGGAGAUUCUGCUGUUUAUCGACCUGCGUCGCGACUCGCUCUCCCUCCCGCAUGCGUUCUACCUCCUCGACGUGCUCUCGUCGCGUCCCGACAUUGUCCUGACUGUCACCGCUCCAUGGGCUGCGGACUGGGACUCGGACAAGAGCGUGGGCGACAACCUCGAGGCGGUGGGGUGCAAGAAGCGUGUCUGGCGAUAUGGAGAUGGCGAGGUGGACUUUGGAGACGCGUGCCGAGGAUCGACCAUUAUCAACGAGCAACCGUCGCACAGCCUCGUGGCUCCCAAGGUCAACCCUCGCGCAGACAUCACCAUCCUCCCCGAGCCUCGGUACCUCCUCAGCAAGGACAAUACGUACGAGGCACUCGUCGAGAGCCUCGGUUCGGACUGGAAAAUGGGCAUCCUCGCCCACGUCAUGCCAAUGGUCGGUGCGCUGUUCGAUCUUGUUGCUAACCCACCAGGCCGAGUAUACCACCCCAAGGGCGAUGCGCACCCGUCGUACCGCUCCGUAAACUACUACCCGCGCCGCACGACUCCAAGGUCGCUUUGGCCAAAGAUGCCUAGCGGAAAGAGCUACACAUUGUUCCACAGUGAUAUCUCGCCCAUCCUGCCUGCCAAGGCGCUCUUCCGUGACACCAGCGGUGUCAACAGCUUCCUGCCUACGUCAGAACUGCGCAAGUUCUGGACCAGCUAUGAGCGACGGAUCGCCAACCACAUGUCGACGGCGGGCAUCUGUAUCUUUGAAGGGUGGCAGGAUGGUCUUGUGGACGACCGCAUGGCUGCCGCGAUGCUCGGCGGCUGCCUCGUCGCCACUGUCAACCCCGACGUGGAGCACGCCACGAUCGAGCACCUCAUCAUCCCGCUCAGCAGGACCGACGACGCCCUCCCAGCCGACCAGUUCGAGACGGCCCUCGGCAACCUCACCGACUCUGACUUGAAAAAGAAGGCCCUCAACGCCUUUGUCUUUGCCCGUAACGAAUUUACGGGCAACAUCAAGGUCGACAGCGUCCUGGACAUUGUGCACCGCUACGACCGCGGUGCAAGGGGAUACAUUUUCCCGCAUGGGUUCAGGUGGACAUGUAACAGCCCCGGCGAGAAGCCCGUGUGGUGUCCUCAGGCAUAG
Messenger RNA from Apiotrichum porosum, 1344 nucleotides. RefSeq lists its product as uncharacterized. Lineage: Eukaryota; Fungi; Basidiomycota; Tremellomycetes; Trichosporonales; Trichosporonaceae. The record is from RefSeq and is a predicted model, not a curated record. Bases 1 to 1344 code for a protein of 447 amino acids. The transcript has 11 exons.